Messenger RNA from Camarhynchus parvulus, 4118 nucleotides. RefSeq names its product copper metabolism domain containing 1 (gene COMMD1). The transcript is spliced from 3 exons. The record is from RefSeq and is a predicted model, not a curated record. Bases 15 to 593 code for a protein of 192 amino acids. Gene Ontology annotation, biological process: positive regulation of protein ubiquitination; regulation of proteasomal ubiquitin-dependent protein catabolic process; negative regulation of protein localization to cell surface. Gene Ontology annotation, cellular component: endosome. Lineage: Eukaryota; Metazoa; Chordata; Aves; Passeriformes; Thraupidae.
GCGCCCUGCCCGCGAUGGCGGCGCCCGAGCCGCCGCCGCCCGAGGGCUGCAGGCCGCUGAGCGCUCUGCUGAGCGGCAUCGCCCAGGCCGCCUUCCACGGCACCGCCGGCAUCACCGAGGAGCUGCUGCGCGCCCAGCUCUAUCCCGAGGCAACGCCGGAGGAGUUCCGCGCCCUGCGCGCCAAGAUGGGCGGCCUGCUGCAGUCAAUUGCUUCAGCAGACAUGGAUUUGAAUCAGCUGGAAGCUUUCCUCACUGCCCAAACCAAAAAACAAGGUGGCAUCACAUCAGAUCAGGCUGCAGUCAUUGCAAAAUUUUGGAAGAACCACCGGACUCAAAUCCACGAGAGCCUGAUCAAUCAGAGCCGCUGGGAUAAUGUCCUGAAAAACAUGAACUGGAGAGUGGACCUGAAGGCACAGUUGAGGCACAUUGAUCAGAUAAACACUCCUGUUGCAAUAGUUGAAAUGGAACUGGGAAAAAAUGGGCAGGAAUCGGAGUUUCUCUGCCUGGAGUUUGAUGAGGCCAAGGUGAGCCAGAUGCUGAAGAAACUGUCAGAAAUAGAGGAGAGUAUGACUUUGUUGACUCAGACUACUUAAUCAAAUAAAGAGAUUGCAAUUUACAAAAAAAGUACCCUUGGUACAUUUUUGUAAAUCCUUUUUCGUAAAAAAACAUUUUCAGCACAUAAAAUAGGUGGUGCUGGUUAAAUCCAGAUUAUAACCCCAAGAAUGGGCUAAAUCACAUUGUGAAGCUUUCUCAUCCCCUCCUCCCAAUCUGUUUUCCAAGGCAGCAGCAACACUGUUUGCACAAAGCUUUGCAUAAUCAGGCCUUGGGGUGUAGCACAGCUUUCCUCUUUAUCUCCUCAGUCACUUCUGGAGUCUUCCACAUGCUGUGGAUGCUGGGCUGGAUGAACAGCAAAGGUAAAUUGGCCAGUUGUGGCAGAGGAGAAAUGAGCAGAAGAAACAGGCAGAUUAGGGGGAACUCAUGCUUAUGCUUUCAAACCAUGGACUUUAUAGGACAAAUCCACCUCUGUGAGCUCUGUCUGCUUGGAGUUAAAGCCCAGGAAAGCAGAUGAAGUGCAGGGAGUUCAGGGAGCAGAGGCACAAACACACCUCUCUGUAGCUGUGAGCUCCGUGCUGCUGAGGAUUCAGUGGUUCCCAAGGGCUGGCCAAGCUGGCUGCAGAAGCCAGGGGACAAUCAGGGGAGCAUCUCCUGGGCAAUGGGAGGCGCUGGUUUUCCAAAAGGAGCAGUCCUGCAUGUGCAGAGCACCUGAUCCAGCUCUUUGCUGGAUGGUGCCUUCAAAGGCAUUUCUGAUCUGCUUCCCCAAAGAUCAUCCAGCCUCAUCCCCUUCUGGCUCCUGGGCCAUAGUGGUGCAGCCCUGGCACGGAGCUGCAUGCUGUAUUUGAGGGGCCAGUGCUUUGUCAGAGCACAGCUGAACUUGGCUGCUCUCAGUCCUGCUUUUCAUGGCUUGGUUUGACCUGAGAAAGCCUCAGAUGGAACCCAUGGUUUCUAAGUGUGUGCAGCUCAGCUCGGAAUGUGGGUAAAGGAAAACGCCCUAAGGCAGCCCGAGGCCUUAUCAGUAAAAUACUUGUGUGAGUGAAGAAAUCUGCCAGAGGCAGGUCAGGGGCACAGGAUCUGCACUGCCUGGAUGGCUCCUGGCUGCUGCAGUGCCCACAUCUGUGCUGGAACACCCAGCUGCAAAACAACUGCUGCCCCUGCGCUGACAGUGGCUCCCAGAAGGGUUUCCAGUUCCCUGUGUUUCCCUUCAGGGCUGUGACCUUGCCAGCCUGGUCACAACAGGAUGUGCCACCACACUGAACUGGCUCAGCAGGAGCUGAGCCUGGGCAGGCCAGCAUUGGACAGAGCAGGAGGGAAGGAUCUCCUUCCAGCAGAGCUGCCUGGUGGUCCCUAUAAAGGUGACAAUGCUGGCUCCUGGUUUGCUCUGUCACUUGACUGGAAGGUGUGUACACACGUUUGGUUGGAGGCUACAUUGCUUCUUGCCAUUUUAUAUUUGCUUCAUAAGCAACCUCCUCCUGAGCUAAAAUUACAUUGAGGGCUUGUACCAAUAUAGAGAUGACAACAUGAAAUGUUCUCGUGCCAUAGCUAAAGCACUCCUCAUCGCUUCUCCUUGAGAAUUUAUUGCUUGUGGAGUUGCCAGAUUGCACUUGGACACGAAAUCUCUUCAGAGCAAGGGAAGGGCACCUUUUCCCAUCUGCCUGGUCAGAAGGGGAAACAUCCCUCCAGCCAAUUUGUGUCUCUGCACAGGGAAUUAACAUUCCCUUUGCCGUGCCUGUCCCACUGCUGCCUUUUCUCUUACAGCCUCCUGGCUCUGCCCUCUCGUCUCAUGGAGCCCCCAGCACCUCUGUUUCCCCAGCUGCCUUCAGCUGAUCCUUGUCAGAGGAGCUGGGCUGUAACCACAAACUGCUCCUCGUGCUGCUCCCUGAGUCACUGGCUGCAGCACUGCUGUGAAAUGAGUGCUUUGUGAUUCUCUGAGCUUUCUGUUGCCUUUUUCAACUCAGUUUGUUCAAGUGCUUUCUGUGGUUUAGGACUUUUUUUUUUUAAAUAUCAAGGUCAGGGAAGGAUCAUGAUCUUAAGUAGCUUGCACUGUGUCAAACAUACUUAUUGUUUUAUUUUAACAUGGUUAGAGGAUAGGAAAAUGUGCUAUAAAUGGAAAUUAAAGAGAAACAAACUGGGAACAGAUGUCAGGAAGUAUUAUUUCAUGCAAAGAAUAAUAAAUAUGUGGAAUGGCUAACAAGGCAAGGAGGCUGAGGCAAAAAGUCUAGGGGACAUUUAAGAAAUAAUUGGAUGCUUUCUUAGUUGAGGUCUGAAGUGGUAUGUUUUUAUGGCUGGAUGCUUCUCUCUCUUCCUAAUCUUCCCUCCCCUGGAUACCUAACCAUCCUCAUUUUCUUCUUGGUGGAUCUUUCUAAACUACCGUGCAAAACAAAAAAAAAAGAAAAAAAAAGCACUGAGUGUGUUGAGGACCACACUGCUCAGUCCUUGGUAGUCACUGGGCAGCAAAAUUCCUCCUCCUUCACCAGGUUUGAUGUGGCAGGGAAGGGGGUGCUGUGCUUCCCGAUGCUGUAAUCCUCAGCUGCUGCUGGGACACGAGGGCAGGUUUGCUCCUUGGCAGGGCUGUGCCUUCCUGCUGAGGUGGUUUCUGUGUGUGUGCAUCCACCUGCCCCUGCCCGCGGUGUUCCAGCCUGGUGGCCACUUCUGGCUGAGCCUGGAGGGGACAAGGCCUCCGGUGCCACUCUGCUUUGCUUCCUUGAGUGAAAGACACAAGCACCCAUGGCUUUUGUUGGGAUAUCACUUCCUAUCUGAGGUCCUGCUAAAUAUCUCUGUGGUGCUGGCACAUGACAGCUCCUGUUCAGGAGAGAUUUCAUAAAUCCUCCCCCCAAGUCCAGAUGUAAACCAGACUCAUCCUGAAUGCAUGGCCAGGCAAUUCCUGCAGUGGUCGCUGGAAUCCUGCACAGAUCCAGCUGAGCAGACGUCCCAGCACAGCCCUGUUGGCCCCUGAAGCCUCACCCAGCCUUGGACACCACUGUGGUUCCCGCCAUGGCCCCAGCUCCUGUGCCCAUCUGCUAAGCCAGGCCAGCAGUGUGGCACCAGGGCCAUCACCUCCUCCACCUCCUCUUCCUCUUCCUCCUCCAGGAAAGCAGGCAGGCGUCAUUUCACAGCAAGGGAACUGAGCGGCCCAGCACGGCCAGAGGGGGAAAGGGAGGGAGGGAGGGAGAAGCAGCUGGAAGAAGGGCCGAAGGAGGGAGUCCCCCUUGAGGGAGGCUUUCCUGCCCAUUCCUCAGAGGCAGCCAGGGCAGGAGCAGGGACCCAGCCACACAGCUCCUGCCAGGCUCCAGUGUCCUUGGGCUGAGGAAGCUGUCCCCGCAGCGGUGCCGCUGGUCUCGGCUUUGCUGGCAGACCCUGGGGUUGGGUUCGCACCGGGGGCUGGGUUCGAUCCAGCCUGUCCCGCGGCGGCUGCUGAGGCAGGGCCAGCCCCGGAGGCAGCGGCACUUGGCUGCUGCCCCGCUGUGAAAAAUGUGUAUUUUAUGAUUGGCUUUUUGCAAAUAUUAAAAUGAAUAUUAUAUGUGUUGUGUUAGAAAGUAAUGCUGUAUUAAUUCUCUUAAGUA